Molecule: messenger RNA, 1374 nt
Organism: Paramuricea clavata
Lineage: Eukaryota; Metazoa; Cnidaria; Anthozoa; Malacalcyonacea; Plexauridae
Source: the annotation of a GenBank genome assembly
CAAACGCCAACAAGGAUAGGCCACAUGUUUGCGGCAAUGUGUUUUGGGAUCCUUUAUACGAUAUAUGUUGUGACGGUAAGGCGUACGAACAACGUUAUGGAGCUAACAGUAGUUGCUGUGGCAAGAAAAUCUACAAUGCUGAAAGUUUUGUUUGCUGUCUCGGAUCCAUAUUUCGUAAAGGGUGUACAGGUGUAACUCAGUGUUGUGGCCGAACAGCGUACGAUACUGAGAAAGAAAUAUGCUGUGAUUCACGAUAUGUUCGGUUAAGAUCUGGUCCAUCAACUCACUGCUGUGGAAAAAACACUUACAAUACUGACACUUCUGUCUGUUGUGCUGGCACAGUGGUAGAUCAAGUAGCGGGCAAAGUAACUCAAUGCUGUGGGGGGAAAAGCUACGACCCAAAACAUUCACUCUGUUGCCAUGAAAAAAUUGUCAAUAUCCUAGUCAAUAGUAGUCAGUGUUGUGGAGAAACAUCAUAUAACCCUAUAACUUCGGUCUGUUGUAACGGACAGUCAGCGGCAAAACUCUCCAAUAACUUAACAAUGUGUUGCGGCAAGGAAAGCUACGAUCCAGCGAUGUAUCUCUGCUGUGAAGGCAAAGUUGUGAAAAAAUUAAGCAAUAUUAGUCUGUGUUGUGGGAAUAAAUCAUAUAACCCUAUAACCUCGAUCUGUUGCGCGGGACACUCAGUGGUAAAAAUAGCUGGUAACCUAACCCAAUGUUGCAAUAAUCAUGGCCACCAUCCAGCGAUAUCUCUCUGUUGUGAAAACAAAGUUGUUAAGAAAAUGAGCAAUGUUGAUCAAUGUUGUGGAAAAACAUCGUAUAACGUCAAAACCUCGGUCUGCUGUAACGGAAAGACCUCAACGAAACUUGAAGGUAACUUUACAAUGUGUUGCAGCACGGAAAGCUACGAUCCAGUGAAGUCUCUUUGUUGUAAAGGUAAACUUUUUCAGAAAACGAGCAAUGUUAGUCAGUGUUGUGGUGAUAGGUCAUAUAACCCUGAGACCACGAUCUGCUGCGCUGGACAACCUGUGAUAAGAAUGGCUGGUGAAAUUACCCAAUGUUGCGGAAAGGAGAGUUACAACCCUCGCGAUUCACUUUGUUGUAACAAGAAGGCGGUUCCGAGAAGAUAUGGUGACUCUACUCAGUGUUGUGGGAGCCGUCACUACAACCCUACAAUUCAUGUUUGCUGCAACGGUUAUGUUACGCGAAAACAAGUUGGGAACACUAUACAAUGUUGCGGGAGAAAAAGUUACGACACCCAAAAAUAUGUUUGUUGCCAAAGAAAAGUGUGGUCGAAAAUAUUCGGAAAAGAAACCAAGUGCUGUGGCAGCAAACGUUACAAUGCCAAGCUAGUCAGCGGCGGAGUAGUGGAAG